Messenger RNA from Cucumis melo (muskmelon), 1383 nucleotides. Its product is annotated as probable aspartyl protease At4g16563. Gene Ontology annotation, biological process: proteolysis. Bases 1 to 1383 code for a protein of 460 amino acids. Gene Ontology annotation, cellular component: extracellular region. Gene Ontology annotation, molecular function: aspartic-type endopeptidase activity. The record is from RefSeq and is a predicted model, not a curated record. The transcript has a single exon. NCBI's taxonomy places the organism in Eukaryota, Viridiplantae, Streptophyta, Magnoliopsida, Cucurbitales, Cucurbitaceae.
AUGGAGUUUUUACCCAUUCCAUUUCUCUUUUCCAUCUUUCUCCUUCUUCCCACUUCAUCUUCUUCCUCCAUCACACUCCCCCUCGCUACUUUCCCUUCAAUUCCAUUUACAGAUCCAUUGAAAACCAUCAACCAUCUUCUCUCUGCUUCACUCAGCAGAGCUCAACAUCUCAAAAGCCCACAAUCAAAAUCGAACACUUCCACCGAGAAUGUCUCUCUGUUCCCUCGUAGCUACGGAGCUUACGCAGUCUCCCUCGCCUUCGGAACUCCACCGCAGAACUUAUCGUUCAUUUUCGAUACUGGAAGUAGUCUCGUCUGGUUCCCCUGCACCGCCGGUUAUCGUUGUGCCCAUUGUUCGUUUCCGCAUGUUGAUCCUGCAACGAUUUCGAAAUUUGUUCCUAAAUUAUCUUCCUCUGUGAAGAUUGUUGGUUGUCGAAAUCCUAAAUGUGCUUGGAUUUUUGGUCCUAAUUUGAAGUCCAGAUGUAGAAAUUGUAACCCUAAAUCUCGAAAAUGUUCCGAUUCUUGUCCUGGUUAUGGAAUUCAGUACGGCUCUGGCGCAACCGCGGGAAUUCUCCUCUCUGAAACGCUGGAUUUACAGAAUAAACGAGUGCCGGAUUUUCUUGUUGGUUGUUCCGUUAUGUCUGUUCAUCAACCAGCCGGCAUUGCCGGAUUUGGCCGCGGUCCUGAAUCGUUGCCGUCGCAAAUGCGACUCAAACGAUUCUCCCAUUGCCUCCUUCCACGCGGGUUCGACGACUCCCCAGUGAGUAGUCCUCUAGUACUGGACUCCGGUCCGGAAUCCGACGAAUCGAAGACUAAGAGUUUCAUUUACGCACCCUUCCAAGAGAAUCCAUCAAGAUCCAACACCGCAUUUCGAGAGUACUAUUACCUUAGUCUUCGGAGAAUCCUCAUCGGUGGAAAGCCGGUGAAGUUCCCGUACAAGUAUCUCGUGCCGGAUUCCACCGGAAAAGGAGGCGCGAUAAUCGAUUCCGGUUCGACGUUUACGUUUCUAGAUAAGCCGAUUUUCGAAGCCAUAGCGGGAGAAUUGGAGAAGCAGCUGGUGAAAUAUCCUCGAGCUAAGGACAUUGAAGCGAAGACCGGUUUGAGGCCGUGCUUUAAUAUUUCCAAGGAGGAGGAAUCGGCGGAGUUUCCGGAAGUGGCUUUGAAGUUUAAAGGCGGAGGGAAGCUGAGUUUGCCGCCGGAGAAUUACUUAGUGAUGGUGACGGAUGCGAACGUGGUGUGCUUGACGAUGAUGACGAAUGCAGAGGUGGUGGGCGUGGGCGGAGGGCCGGCGAUCAUAUUUGGGGCGUUUCAGCAGCAGAAUGUUUUGGUGGAGUAUGAUUUGGCAAAGCAGCGAAUCGGAUUUCGGAAGCAGAAAUGCACGUGA